Saccoglossus kowalevskii is the source of this 1296-nucleotide messenger RNA. Its product is annotated as kielin/chordin-like protein. Lineage: Eukaryota; Metazoa; Hemichordata; Enteropneusta; Harrimaniidae. The record is from RefSeq and is a predicted model, not a curated record.
AAUUGCACAGUUUAUUAUAGAUGUCUUAUAAAUUGUUUCUCUGAAGAACUACGACUAGACUCAUCGAUUUUAGGUGUACCAGUCGAGGAAGUGUCUUAUCUUAGUAAAUUCGAAUAUAACGUCAGGAAAAUCUCAUUAUGAAGCUCGUCAUUGUGGUUGUCAUAGCUAUGCUAUCUGCUACCAUGGUAACAGCUGCACCUGGGGUAUCCAAAGAAAGAAGAUUGUCUGCACUUUCUAUGGCAAAAGAUGAAAGUGAGAGGGCAGCCCCAAUUAUUAAAAGGCCUGAUCAAUGUGACCUCCAAAAUAUUGGAGUAUGUAAAACAAGUUGUAACGAAACAGAAACCAUAUCAGAGGACAACGGAGACGAGAAUAAAUGUGAAAAUCCAAACGAAGUUUGCUGUGAAGACGAUGGCGGUGGAAGCGGCGACCCUCACAUCUUAACUUUGGAUGGCAGAAUAUAUUCGUUCCAGGGCGUCUGUACUUAUAUCUUGGUCAAAGACUGUUCUGAUGACGACUGGGAAAUAACGAUGACAAACGAACCAACUGUAUACUAUGGAAUGAAUGUGAGCCGGGUUAGUCUCAUUACUGCACGUGUUCGAGACGUCGUCGUGACACUGGGAAAAGAUGGCUUAAUUAAGAUCAACGGGCAGCUAGUUUCAUCGGCAGAAGACGCUGUUUUUGGUACUGAUAAACUCUCUUUAACAGACAGGAAUGGCGUGGCAGUUUUCAGUUACUACGAGAAAUUUUCUAUGUCCUAUACAGAUAAGGGGUAUGUUGCCGAUGUUAAGAUCUCACCUGGCCUGGAGGGGAAAUGUUGCGGUCUUCUAGGAAACAACGACGGUGACCCGAAAAAUGACUUCCUGUUACCUAACGGCGAAACAGCAAAGAACAAAUUUGCGUUUGUAGAUUAUUGGUUGGUCAGUUGUGACAAGUAACUUCGCAUGUUUGGGACCAUUGGCGACGUGCUUUCAACACUGCCAUUGACGACGUUUGUCGGUUACUCUCUAUCAUUGUUGACAUUCUUUAACCCUUGCCGCCAGAUACUUGGGUCGAGUUUACAGAUAGUUUCAGAACAGAUAUUUACACCAUUGUUUUUUUUUUUAUACAACUUCAUAUUGUAUAAUACAUAUAUAUAUGUAUAUGGUAUAAUGUAGCUAUGUGAAAAGAAUUAUUAAAUUAUGAGAUCUGUUUAGUGUCGUGUCUAUAUAUUCGUUCGUACUUAGAUGGAACACAUUGCUUGAUGUGUAAUAUCAAACGACAGUUAUUGUACAAGCUUCAAUCAGUUUCAUAAUAAAU